AUGGCUUUGAAUCCUUUGACAUGUGGCUUCGUGGUGGGUGGCGCUACUGGUGGUUUAGCUGGUGGAAUCGGAAAGUUCAUCACCGAUGACAAGGCUGCAGGCCAGUUGGCAGGUGCUGUUGCUGGUGCUGUAGCAGGUGGAUGUGCAGGUGGUUUGAUUGGUGCUGCAACGGUUGGUACUGUCACUGCAGCAAUGGGAGUACUUGGCGGUGGUUCUGCUGGAACUAUAGCAGGUUCCGUAUUAGGAUAUUUCACUGCUGAUAUGACAUAUAAAGCAAUGUCCGAAGAAAAAUAA
Molecule: messenger RNA, 294 nt
Organism: Rotaria sp. Silwood1
Lineage: Eukaryota; Metazoa; Rotifera; Eurotatoria; Philodinida; Philodinidae
Source: the annotation of a GenBank genome assembly